This is a messenger RNA of Erigeron canadensis, 2510 nucleotides long. Its product is annotated as VIN3-like protein 1. NCBI's taxonomy places the organism in Eukaryota, Viridiplantae, Streptophyta, Magnoliopsida, Asterales, Asteraceae. Gene Ontology annotation, biological process: vernalization response; epigenetic regulation of gene expression. Bases 357 to 2177 code for a protein of 606 amino acids. Gene Ontology annotation, molecular function: protein binding. The transcript has 6 exons. The record is from RefSeq and is a predicted model, not a curated record.
UUUACAAAACCCUAAUUCUGUUUUUUUUUUUUCCUCUCUUGAAACACAUUCUUCACACAGGGGGCGUUCGUCUGAACAUUAUGCGAAUAGAGGAUAAAGUUGUUGCCAAAGGGCAGAUUUGUUCUACAACAUAUGCAUAGGCCCCAAGCCUCCCUAGUUGUGUGUUGGGGCUUUUCGUAGUGAAAUUUGGGUAAAUUGAAGCUGCCUCUUUUGGAUGGUUAAAGUUUUAUAAUAACUCACCUGAUCCUUCAAGAGCCGUGGAGCUACUUCAAGAAUUUGUGAAAUCUGGUCCUCGAAAAGAUCUUUGGUACUUGUUGUCACAAGGGAAAUAGCAACCAGCAUCAUCAAAACAUAAAAUGGCUGAAGCAUCUGCAAAGUUGAAUAAAAAAAUGUUAAAAAAUCAAGAUCUCAAAAAGACAUCCAGUAGUCCCAAGUGCCAAUUGUCCAAGAAACCAAACAGAAAAGGGGAAAAUCCCAUUCGCAUUCUUCCUAUUACAGAGUCAAUUGGUGAUAAAAAGUUUUUAGAUACAUGGAUCUGUAAAAAUUCUGCAUGUAGAGCGGUUCUAUCUGCAACUGAUACAUUCUGCAAGAGAUGUUCUUGCUGUAUUUGCCACUUGUUUGAUGAUAACAAGGAUCCCAGUCUCUGGUUGGAAUGCACAUCAGAUUCUUCCAAUGGGGAAUCUUGUGGUCUAUCUUGCCACAUUGAAUGUGCUUUACAACACGGAAAAGUAGGGGUUGUUAAUCUUGGCCAAUUGAUGCAGCUAGACGGGAGUUAUUGUUGUGCUUCUUGUGGUAAAGUUUCAGGGAUACUUGGGUUCUGGAAGAAGCAAUUGGUUAUUGCUAAGGAUGCACGGCGUGUUGAUAGCCUCUGCUACAGGAUAUAUUUAAGUUUUAGACUUUUGGAUGGCACAUCAAGAUUUCAAGAACUCCAUGAUAUUGUUAAAGAGGCAAAAACUAAAUUGGAAACUGAGGUAGGCCCACUGAGUGGAGUCUCGGCCAAAAUGGCCAGGGGCAUCGUAAGCAGACUUGCUGUUGCAGGUGAAGUUCAAGCACUGUGUUCAAGUGUGAUCGAAAAAGCAGAUGAGUUUUCUGCUACUAUGUCUAUUAGGAACUCGAAAAACAGAGAAGGUUCACUUCCAGCAGCCUGCAAGUUCAUCUUUGAAGAUGUAACAGCUACGUCGAUAGUGCUAGUGUUAAUUGAACUAUCUACAGCAUUUUCCUGUGAUAUUCUUGGAUUUAAGCUUUGGUACUCAAAAACGACAGAGACGUGUCACACAGAAGAUCCCGUUAAAACAUUCCCAAGAUCUCAAAGAAGGAUUUUGAUAUCCAAUCUGCAGCCUUGUACGGAAUACACAUUUAGGGUUGUAUCCUACACUGAAACCGGAGAUUUGGGCCACUCAGAGGCCAAGUGUUUCACCGGUAGUGUGGAAAUAAUUCAUAAGAACCCAAGUUCAAUUACAGUACCUCAUAAUGAAGGAACCUCUGGUACAAAAGAUGUUGAAUCUGACUCAGGUUUUAAAGUUCGAGAACUAGGGAAGAUCCUCCGGUUAGCUUGGGCUCAAGAACAUGGCUACUUCGAUGGUAUUCAAGAUGUGACCUUCAGUGAACCUAAUAAAGUGGUCAAACCUGAAACUCCAUUAGCUGAUGAAUUAUCAUCUCCAGGUGGGCUUGAUUUGAAUGUUGCUACUGUGCCUGAUCUGAAUGAAGAGAUAGUGGUACCUGUCGAAUCCUUUAGGGAUGAAGGUAAUGUUGAUCCCGAUAACGGUAGUGGUGAAUCUGAAAACUGGGCCCACCAUGUUUCACAGAUUGAAGUGUCUCGAAAAAGGCCAGCUAGUACAAAUGAAGAGACACAUGAUUGUGAUAGCACUCUAAUUAACAGCUCACCGUUUGGGGCCCGCAAAGGAGGACCUGGUAGCUUGGAUGAAAACUUUGAAUAUUGUGUGAAAAUUAUCCGCUGGCUGGAGUGCCAAGGGUAUAUUAAGCAAGAGUUUAGAUUAAAAUUGCUUACUUGGUUUAGUUUGAGAUCAACCGAGCAGGAACGCAGAGUGGUCAACACAUUCAUUCAAACCCUGAUCGACGAUCCAUGUAGCUUGGCUGGACAGUUACUCGACUCUUUUGCUGAUAUCAUAAAUAUCAAGCGGCCUAGAAAUGGUUUCUGCAGUAAGCUGUGGCAUUAAAUGUGGGAGUAUACACCGAAAAAAUAGUAAGAGGCAAUUUUUUCAUCAUGGAUAGGGGAAACAAUCUAUAGAGGGACACAGUUCCUGAACAUCUCUGGUCAGAUCCGUAGGAUAUAGGGAGUUUAUUUUUAUAUUACGGGCAUUACUUUCAGAACUUUUAUUUAAAUUUCAAUUAAAAAUAGUCAUUUUUUUAGCAAUUAGUUCUGUAGAGAUCAGAGUUUUAUGUACUUGCCUUCUGCUAGUUACAGAAGCAUUUAUCAUUUUAUCAAUGUGUUGAGGUCCAUUUUCUUUGAUAUUAUCAAUUUAGCAAUGCCAAUUUAUCAUUCAGACUUA